Messenger RNA from Ostrea edulis (European flat oyster), 2284 nucleotides. Its product is annotated as coiled-coil domain-containing protein 96-like. The coding region runs from base 49 to 1887 and encodes 612 amino acids. NCBI's taxonomy places the organism in Eukaryota, Metazoa, Mollusca, Bivalvia, Ostreida, Ostreidae. The transcript has 12 exons. Gene Ontology annotation, cellular component: axoneme; ciliary basal body. Gene Ontology annotation, biological process: cilium assembly. The record is from RefSeq and is a predicted model, not a curated record.
UUAUCUCGCGCGAACUAAAGCGCCACCUAGAUAGUUUUCCCUGACAACAUGGCCGAUCAAGAGGAAUCCCAGCCAACUGCUGAGUCUCCCCCUAAGGAGGAAGAGAAUACAGAGGCACCUACCACUAGUGAAGAAACACCAGCAGCUGAACAGGAACAGCAACUUCAGGCAGAAACUGCAGGUGAAGAGGCACCAAAGGAGGAGGAACCAGCCAAAGAGGAGGAACCAGCCAAAGAGGAGGAACCAGCCAAAGAAGAGGGCGGCCCACCGGCAGAGGAAGCACCAGCUGAUUCUAACACAAAUGCAGAGGAAAAGAGUGAAGAACCUCCAGCAGAAGGAGGUGAACAGACAGAAACUGCUGUAGAGGGUGAACAACCAGCAGAGGGGGAGAAACCGGCAGAGGGGGAGGAAGGUGAGAAAGCAGAGGAGGGGGAAAAACCGGAAGAUGGGGAAAAACCAGAGGAAGGGGAAAAACCAGAGGAAGGGGAAAAACCAGAGGAGGGGGAAAAACCAGAGGGGGAGACUGCAGAGGAAGGAGAGAAAUCUGCAGAAGGUGAAGGGGGAGAAACUAAAGAAGGUGAAGAAGGAGAGAAGCCUGCGGAGGAAGGGGAAACUACUGAGAAAGCUGAGGGUGAAGAAGGAUCAAAAUCUCCAAUACCACAGAGUGAUACUUUUGCUGAAGGAGAGAGACCUGAAAGUCCCCAAAUUGUGGGUGAAAAAUUAUCCAGAGAGGGAAGUCCUACACAGGAAGAAGAGCAUCAACCGGACACAGCUGCUCUAGAACCUGGAACCCCAGAAAGGUCAAGGCCAGCAUCAGUGACAGAGGACCAACACUUAGCUCCCUUUGCUGAGGAGGAUGAGGAGGAGGAAGAAGAAGAGGAGGAGGAAGAGGAAGAGGAGGAGCCUCAGUUUGACAGAGAGGUUCUUCUGGAACAAUAUCAGUCAUUGCUUGAAGAGAGGAGAGAAUUACAACAAAGCAACUACCUGCUGCAGCACAAACUGGCCGAACAUUUCAGGAAGAAGAAAGCUGAUGAUGCUAGACAGGACUACGAUAAAACUGCCAAUGACCAGGACUCCAAAUACGUCAAAUACAUGGCUCAAGUUGAUGAGUUGAGGAAACUAGAUGCAGCAGAGAGGGAAAACUACAAAAAUCAGAUGGAAGAUUUGAGAAUGAAAUGUGAGGACAAGAAAUAUCGAGUGGAUGAAGAGAGGAAGAAAUUCAUGGAAUUCAAGAAACAAGUGGCACUGAAUGCCAUCUCCAACCGAUCAGGGAAACCUGUUCCUCCAAAGGAUGUAGAACAGGCCUUAUCUACAGAAAAUAAAAAGGAACAAGAUGUUGUGGCAGUUCGUCUGGAAAAUAUUAAACUAAAGAACAAACUAAAGAAGAAGGAACAUCAAUUAAAGUCUAAGGAAGAACUUGCAGAAGGUUUACAUUUAAUUGAUUUUGAACAACUGAAAAUUGAAAACCAGACCUACAAUGAGAAAAUUGAAGAAAGAAAUGAGGAAAUUUUGAAAUUAAGAAAGAAAAUUACCAGCACAGUUCAAGUCCUAACUCAUCUGAAAGAAAAACUCCAAUUCGUGCAAGCUGAAAAUCAAGUACAAAAAGGUCGUCUCCGUGAAGUGGAGGCGGAAGCAGCCAUGAAAAGAGACAUUUUAUCAAGAACAAAGCAGGCCAGAGAUGCACUUCGAAUCGACAACCAUCGCCUACGACAGAGCUGUGGGUUACUAGGUAAUGAGCCAUUACUUCGAGACUUUGAGGAAAGAAAGGACGAGGGUGAUGAUCUGAGAGAGAGACUUGAAAAACUAAAAAUGACACAUGCUGAGCUCACAUUGAACUGCAAUCAAGUUCGUCGGAAGAUUGAACAAGCCAGACAAAACAGGGGCUGAUGGUGAAGCUGUUCAAACUGUGAUUCAAUAAACAUGGAAUAUGUGAUAUAUUUUUUAUUGAUAUAUGAAUGUUGUUGAUGUAUAUGUAUAUAUGCAAAAGAAUGAAAUAUAUAUGACUAAUUCUAAAUGAUUGUUUUCAUUUAUUUUUCUUGUACAUGACAAAAUGCUCUACAGUUAGUAUGUUCGUAGGUAUUGCACAUGUAUACUUCAACAAAAAUGUACUUGUAUAUACCAGUAUGUAAGACAACCUAAACAUAUAGGCAAUCCAAUUACAAAGUGUUUGCUCAUAGUUUACAUGUGGUAAAUUCAGAAAAAACAGCUGAUGAGGCAAGUGAUUGAGUGUUGAUACCAGUUUUGAUAACUUCUUUUGUUGAUCAUAUUAAAUUUCUGGAAUGAU